This is a messenger RNA of Petromyzon marinus (sea lamprey), 3459 nucleotides long. Its product is annotated as syntaxin-binding protein 6-like. NCBI's taxonomy places the organism in Eukaryota, Metazoa, Chordata, Hyperoartia, Petromyzontiformes, Petromyzontidae. Gene Ontology annotation, molecular function: phosphatidylinositol-4,5-bisphosphate binding. The record is from RefSeq and is a predicted model, not a curated record. Gene Ontology annotation, cellular component: exocyst; plasma membrane. Gene Ontology annotation, biological process: Golgi to plasma membrane transport; exocytosis.
CGGCACAGGUACCCGAGAUCCGGUUCCGGCCCCCACAUCCGGUCUCGCGCACCCUAGGGGGGGAGGGGCGAGGAGCCGCCUCAGUGCGGCCCAGCGAGGGCAGAGGAGCGGCGGAGCGGGGCAGCGACAUCACCAACAAGCACCAACAACAUCGCCAGCACCAACAAGGAGCGUGCUGCCAGAUACAUGAAUGGCCAUGAAUUCCAAGGCGGUGAUCAGCAAGGAGGUGUUUGGGCCAAAUGACGAGCGCAUGCUGGCUGCUAUGCAGGUGAAGCGACGUGGCAAGAAGCGCAUUCCCUUCCUGGCAACAGGCGGCCCAGGGGAAUACGUCACCUACAUCUGUGUGUCAGUAACGAACCGGAAACCGACACAAGGGUUCGUCACGAAGGUGAAGCAGUUUGAUGGGACGGCUGGCUUCGUGAAGCGCACCACUUGGGGGCUCGAGCAGCUGCGGCAAGUCAACGGCAUCGGCGCUGAGCAGGACUGUCCAGAGCUGGACCUGCUGUUCGAUAGUGCCCAGGACCAGUGGGUGGCCAGCUCGACGUCCGAGAAGAAUACGUUUUUGCAGGUGCUGCACAACACGUGCCAGCGGUACCGUACCAACGGCAUGCCCACCUUCGCCAACGUGCCCGCCCGCCUCCUCUCAGGGGUGAGUAUCCUGGGCUCUGCAGCGGACAGCAUGAGCAGUGCCGUGGCUUAUGCGAGCCAGGCCCUAAGCGAGCGUGGGGAGCGGCUUGGAGAGGCCGAGGACCGCACGGCCGAGAUGGCGCAAAGCGCCCAGCAGUUCGCCGACACCGCCCACAAGCUCGCGGAGAAGUACAAAUGCUAAGAAGUGCCUGGAACCCACCCAGCUGUAAUGCACACGCACACAUGCAUGCAUACGGCCAUUUACACGCAUGCAUGUGCAUGCGGUCGAUGCUUUCGAGCAUGCACAGAAAACCUCCCCCACAGUCUCUCCAGGCCGCUGUCCAAAUGAUAUGUGACCUGUUUGCGAAUUUUUUAUUUUGUAAUUUAACCUCCGAGGUAGCACAUCGACAUAUAAUACGUUUACAAGUAAAGCACAUGUGAUUAUCCAGCAACUCUGCGCCUCGUUCUUGCGGUGCAGACCCUAGGCAUAUGACUGACUGUAUUAAAUAUAUUUUUGGAAGUCGGGUCACAGUAAGGAGGGCAUUGCGUGGACACAGGCACAUCUUCAUUAGCGUGGAGCUGCAGCAGAGUAGGGAAUUCUCCAGUGGCUGCCGCUGAGAUGGUGCCAGCCCAAGGCGAGAUCAGGGCCAUGAGGUUGCACGCCAAGGUUGAGAACGCGCACGGUUCCGUACAAUAAAAUAAAUACACAAACCGCAGCGACAUCCUUUGGAUAAACAACAAACCUGCUCUUUCCGCCCUGCGUCUAGUCAGACUGAUAAUUAAAGGCCAUGGAAAACUGUGUUCUCAGGGGCCAUCACGUGACUUUAUGUAGUGGGUGUAGAUGCCUACUCCUGUGAGUGGGUGCUGUCAGCAAUAACUUGUUACCACUGUUGUGGGGUAACAUCAGCAGUGGGCUCGCUGCCUCAUGGACCUUCAUUCCUCGUGCGUUUACAUGGCACUCGCGGCGCCCGGUGUGCCUGCCUCCAUUUCAUCCUGGAACACCGGCACACCAGCUUUAUGUUCACCGCUGAUUGCCCAAACCAAACACUUAAAAUUAAUGACGUAAUCUUUUGAAGCCCUAAAUAUGCAUUCAGACUUUAUGCACUGACACAAUCACCAAUUUCCAAAACAGCGUUGCUUCUAAAUUUUGAUUUGAAGCUUUCGUGACUGCAGUAAUUCAUAUUCUUAGUUCUUUCGGUAAAGUCACGUUGAAGGGAAACAACAAAAUAAUAAAAUAUAUAUAAAACAAUAAAAAUUCUCACGACGUUUCGACCAUAACACCGUUUGUGUUAUGUUCGAAACGUCGUGUGAGAAUUUUUUUAGUUUUAUAUAUAUUUUAUUAUUUUGUUGUUUCCCUUCAGCGUUGCUUCUGUCGAACUGGGUUGUCUUGUGGCGUGGGAGAGCCACGGCUGCCGCGGGAGUUCAGAGCGGUCCGAGUGUUCGUGUACAGUGAAUUUGCACGUGCCAGAUCGCCGCAACGGAAUACUGAAAUGACUUGCAGAACAGGAACCUUGCUCAUAUUAGCAACUGAAAGCAUUUCAUCCGACCGAAGUAUUGCGUCGCUUUGUAAAAUACUCGUGUAGCUCAGGUAAUUCAGCAGUGUCUUACCCUCAGCUUUAUGAAACGGUUGUCAUCUCCGCACGCCCCUUCCCCAGACCAGCGUUGUUUACAGCAGGACGCGCGGGGGGCACUGCGGUCAGCGGCUCCGCAGAGCUCGCGCGCGUUACGCGAACCGCUCAUCCGCUGUUGAGUCGGUACACGCGACAUGAACGCGUGACUUUACACGUGCAUUUCAAAGUAAACACCGUUUCGGAUCCUGUGAUUUUGGUCACAAAUCCUUUAUACAAAUGACACUGUCAGCCCACCAAAGCAAUAAUGAAUGAAAUAAGUUACAUUGUGUUUAGAAGCUCAGCGCUGGAAACGUAUAUCUGGUUUAUGAUCCAACAUGUACUGUACAACGCUUUGCUACCGUGUAGUAUUGUGUAGAUAUGUGCCAUUGACGAACGUCAUCUCCGUUCACCAUUACUUCGUUUUGAUUCGCUAAUGCCACGGUGCAUACCAAGAGAACAGACGCUAAGGUACAUGCGUAGCGAGGUCGCAAGCCCGAUAAUCUCAUUGUAAGAUAUUGCUGUGCUUCUGCCCGUCGACAGGAGCGCAUGGUCAUCUGAGCCCCGUCGGCUCAAGAUUUGCCAUUACAGCCACAUCUUACAAUGAUGUAAAUUAGCUGUGAUGUUUGAGGGAAGCUGUAAUGGGCAAAUCUUGAGACGAAAAGGCUCAGGCGACCAUCCAGGGAAAGUGUGCGAGGUAACUUUGCCCUGCAUGGUUGCUCGUGGUCGAUGUUCAAGGAGAGGGCGAUUCAGAGCUUGGGCUGCCACCGUGCGCCCCCUCCAGCGCGUCCCCUCGGCAGCGGGGCCUUUGAUGAAGGCCUUUUAACGUUUUCCUUAUUUGCCCGCUACUUGUGUUUUUAUGCAAUUGUAUUUUUAACACUAAUUUAAUUUUGUCUAAGAGGAUACAAUUAUAGCUAGAGAUGUCCACAUUACGGAAUUUGAUUUCGCAAAUGAAUUCUACUGGAUGUCCGCAAACACCGCAGGUCUAGUGAUCUCAGUGCAAGUGCUUUCUGUGCCUUUUGGGGAUUGUCCUCUGAUCGAGAAGCGGCUGUCGGUAAACCAAACGACCACCCGAGUUUGUGACGUGGUUUUUUGCUUCACACAAGACUAAUGUUUGAAUAAUUUCCAACCUAAUAAUUUUUUUGUAAAAAUGUUGCAAACCUUUAUUAUUAAUGCUGUACGAGCCAAUGUCGUGUGCCAAAUAAAAUAACGUGUUGGGACGCCA